Molecule: messenger RNA, 1392 nt
Organism: Salarias fasciatus (jewelled blenny)
Lineage: Eukaryota; Metazoa; Chordata; Actinopteri; Blenniiformes; Blenniidae
Product: Krueppel-like factor 6
Exons: 4
Coding region: 225-1073 (282 amino acids)
Biological process (GO): regulation of transcription by RNA polymerase II
Molecular function (GO): RNA polymerase II cis-regulatory region sequence-specific DNA binding; DNA-binding transcription factor activity, RNA polymerase II-specific
Source: RefSeq, a predicted model, not a curated record
GGAAGUUUACAGUGCGCUGACGGACUUUUGGAGAGUUCACUGUCGUGCGCUCUCCGUGCGUCACACGCUCGAAAACCUCCGCUUGGAAGCGCGCGCGACUGCGGACCAACAUACAUGCAAAAAAAUACAACCGAGACUCCAGCGUCCCUCCGAACAACACACGGCUUCGUUUUCCUUCACAAGCUUGAAUUCGCUUCUACUUGUGGCUGAAUCUCAGGAGUGAAAUGGAUGUCAUCCCCAUGUGUAGCAUCUUCCAGGAGCUCCAGAUCGUGCACGACACCGGAUACUUUUCAGCGUUACCGUCUCUGGAAGAGUACUGGCAGCAGACAUGCCUGGAGCUGGAGCGAUACCUCCAGAGCGAGCCCUACGUCUCGGCCACGGACCUCAAGUUUGAGAACCAGGAGGACCUGUGGAGCAAGCUGAUGCUCGCCUGCGGGGACAAGUCGAGCGAGUCGGACCCAAAGAUCCCCCACAUCAAGGAGGAGGAAGACAAUCAGGACAGCCAGCACCUUGACACCGGCGGCUUCAACUCCGACGCCAGCAGCGAGGCCUCGGACAGCUCCGAGGAGCUCUCCCCGACCCUCGACUUCUCCUCCGGCUCUUUGACUGACAUUCUGGGCGACGGCGGCGAAGACCUGGGCUCCGCCAUCAUCAGCACGCCGCCGUCCUCGCCCGAGCUCGGCAAGGAGGGCUCCGUAGCCCAGGUGUGGAGCGGGAUACAGACUGUGCUGCACUCGCCUGGAAAAGUAAGAACUGGGGGCAUGGAGAGGACGGGGCUGGCCAGCGGGGAGGCAUCGCCCGACGGGAGGAGGCGGGUGCACCGGUGUCACUUCAACGGCUGCAGGAAGGUGUACACCAAGAGCUCGCACCUGAAAGCACACCAGCGCACGCACACAGGUGAGAAGCCUUACAGGUGUUCAUGGGAGGGCUGCGAGUGGCGCUUUGCACGAAGCGAUGAGCUCACCAGACACUUCAGGAAGCACACCGGAGCAAAGCCAUUUAAAUGCAGUCACUGCGACAGGUGUUUCUCCCGUUCUGACCACCUGGCACUGCACAUGAAGAGGCACAUCUAAGAUGGCCUUCAUGUCGACAGCCCUGAGGGAUGAUUCUGGUCGAUUGUCCUGUCCUGUGGGGGAUCAGCGAGGCCGGUGUGUCCUGGGAGCGUUAACAGGGGCACCGCCACGUUCCAGUCGGUGGAAAAACAUGAAGCAACGCAGGCUAUUAUUUGCACCAUACUUAGUGCCUCCAACACCUCGCUGUGGAGAUUGCUCUUGAAAGGCUUUUUACGGAGAAGCGGGAGGGCGGAAAGAGACUUGGGGAGGAAAAAAAUAAACAAAAAAAAAAGAGUGGGGGGAAAAAAUCUGGACUGGAGAAGAUGGGAAGAGACUCUUC